Molecule: messenger RNA, 3813 nt
Organism: Prorocentrum cordatum
Lineage: Eukaryota; Dinophyceae; Prorocentrales; Prorocentraceae
Source: the annotation of a GenBank genome assembly
AUGAAGCCGAGCCUGGCAUCCAGGCGGGCGGUGGCGGAGACAGUCACUACCCGAGGAGGAGCUGCGAGCCCAAAGGAGCGCGACGUGUCUGCCGCGAUCAUGGCCUGUCGCCGUGUGAUCCGCGACGAUGGCGCUCUCGGUUCGGCCGCGGAGGAGGUCGAGCUGGCGUCUGUGGCGGCCGAGCCCCUCGCCCGCUGGCUCACGCUGAAGGUCUCCCUGGAGGUGGACAACUUCGGCGACAUGCUGUGGGAGACCUACCAGGGCGCGGUCAAAGGCACGGGCUGCGCCGAGAAGCUCAAGAUGCUGCCCGACGACCUGGAGGCCUGGAAUGAUAUGGCGCAGUCCUUGCGUUCACAGAAGAUCGCAAGCUGGGCGUGCGUCGUGACCGUGGCCGCCUUCGCGGUGGUCCUCGGCUCAGAGACGGGUCGCAAUCGCUUCCUGGGCUACCUGACGCUGUCUGGGUGCACGCUGGCGAUGGUCUGGGGCGGCUGGCGGAGGCCGAGGGCCGCCGAGGACCAAGCAACGGCGCGCGGCGACUCGAGCGAGGGCGACUGCAUGGCCAAGCCGCCCAAGCAGGAGGUGACCACCGAGAGCCAGGAAUCCCAGACCCUCGCCGAGCUGCACGCGGAGAACGAGCGGCUGCGCGCGGGAGUGCCGUCGGCCGCGUUCCGAGCUUUCGCGGAGGAUCGCGCUCCCGACGGGCCGCUCUCGAGAACCGCCGCGGGAGCCGCAGCGGACAGCGCGGGUGUGUACGCGCCCGUCGCGCCGGGCUGCCAUGCGAAGACGAAGGCGCAGGCGGCGCGCGUACAGGAGGCGCCGAUGGCGGCGAUGGCGGCGAUGGCGCAGCAGUCCACCAACCCAUACUGGGCUUGGUCCUUUUGGCAGUGGGUGGCGGAGGCCAACGAGACGGAGCCGUUCGAGCAGGAGAUCAUGAGGUUGCUGAUGUCAAACGGCCACGUUGGACCUGCCACCCGAUCGCCCCCACGCGAGUCGUUGAAGAGCGAGCUUGAGCUGGCGGCGCUGCACGCGAAGCCCACACACGGAGCAGGUGCGCUGGACGGUGAUGGCGUGUAUUCCCGGGACGAUUGCGGCCUCACCCAGGACCAGGAGCUGGCCAGGUGGAACGCGAGCCUCCCGCCCGACCGGACGAGGGCCGCCCUCGAGAUUUACCGAUCCAUGAGGAGUGCGGGGGCGGCAUCGGUUCGCGACUGGUUGGCGCAGGGGUACACUGGCAACAAGAGCGCCCAGCUCCGGAUAGAUCUUUGGAAUGCCGCCACGUCCAUCGAUUUCACCACGGCCCGAGUCAAGUCGCAGGUGGAGCUCCUCAACCUGUUGGCCGGUGACGACGGUUUGGAGAUGAACCUACGGAGGAUCGCGAGCUCCGUCUAUGACAAGCGGACGGGCGACAAGUCAGGCGCCCAGAAGAUGCUUGCCAUUCCCCCUCCAGGGGCUGGGGUCGACCUGGCCCCGACCUGGCUCGUCACGGAAGCCACGGCCCAUUCAAAGAUGGAGCAUCAAAGGGCUGAGAGGGACGUGGAGCUGGACGCGGCGGCGUUGGUGGUGCUGGGCGGGGAGAGGGACGAGGAGGUCAGGGUGGGGGACAUGGUGGAGCAGCCGACGGAGGUGGAGGCGCUGGAGCAGCCCAAGGUGGAGCACGGGGAGGCGGUCGCGGGCGAGGCCCGCAAGGGCGCGGCCGCCCCCAGGGCUGACGACACUCCGGGGGCCAGGGGAGCACCCGAGCUGUGGGUGCCCGUGGGCCACCGAGCCCAGGCUCGUUCCCUGGACGCCGAGUUCUUCCAGAACCUGCCGGUGUCAGCCGGCAUGGUUGCCUUGAUCAACGGCGUGGACGCGGGCCACCUUCGGACAGCGUCGACGAGCCGCGCGGCUGGGAUAUCUACCACGACGAGAGCGGCUUGGAGAAGCGUGCACGCCUUCGCGCUGAAGGAGACGGCUAGCUUAGAGCGCGACUGCCGGGGCCUGGGCCUGACAGGCGGUCCACCAGACGGACACGUUCGAGAGGUCGCGGGCCCUGAGAGCUACACCCGGUCUCCAGGGGCCCUGCGCGUUGCACCUAAGCCGAUGCACCUUCUCGACAUUGACGAGCCGAAGGACGACUCCAUUGUGGACACGCUCUCGGCACUCCCAGAGCACGAGAGGCGCUUCUACGAGCACGAGGCCAGCAUGUUCUCCUACGUCGGCCAGGCCGAUGCCGUGAUCUGCGAGCUGGAAGACCAGCACGCGGUCGUGAACGGCACGGAGGAGGGCUAUGCCACCUACCUGUGCCGCGAGGAUCUUCCGAAGGGGAUGUGGUCGUUCGUCCCCGCCUCCGAGGCCAUGGCUUUCGGCGGCUUCAGCACGGUGCCCAAAAAGGCCCCCUCGAAGCAGCGAGAGGUGCUGAUGAAUGCCCCUGCCAACUACAUGUGGAUGGACCCUACGGAGCGGGCCGACCACGGCCUGGCUGGGGGAGAGGCCCCAGCACAAUGGGUGGUGCCAGCGGACCACUGGGAGAUUGCAGCGUUCGACGAGAACAACGCGUUCACCAGGAUUCGGGCGCGGCCGUGGUACGCCCGCUGGCAAGCCACUCCGUCGCUGAAGGCCUGGCGAGGGUGGCAUUUGCUGACUCCAGAAGUGCAGCAGGAGGUCACGGAGCAAGGCUGGGUCGCGCCGCUGCAUCACCGCCUGGCCAUAGGCGGCUCCCACUCGGUGCACAUCCUGAUGUCCACCAACCUCACCACGAUAGGUCGGGCACUCUCGGGCGCGGGGGCCCGCCUCGCGCAGGAGAGCGACGCCGACGAGCCGUGCAUCCCAGACGAGUGCGACCAGCGCGAGGAGGACGACUUCCCAGACCUGGACGUGGACGACGAGACGCGGGUGAAGCAGAACCACGUGGCCAAGUCGAAGGGCGCGGGGCAGUCGAGCUACACCGUGGCAGGCCAGACUCGCGCCGCCUGUGCGGCGCGGCGUCGGACCACUCGCGUGUUCGUGGUCAUGCACCUGUUCGCGGGCGAGCGUCGCAGUGACGACGCGCAGGCGCAGCUGGAGCCCCGCUGCGAGGAGGCUGACCUGGAGCUGCUGUUCCUCUCCGCGGACCUGGCGACGAACGCGGCCUGGGACCUGGCCGAGCCCGACAGGGCGAAUGUGCUCGCGGUGAACCUCAUGGCCAUGUGCGAGGCGGUCGUCGUGAGCGGAGGUCGCCACCUCGUGGAGCACCCGGAGGAUAACAGAGGGAAGUUCAACACCAGCCACCUGCAGACCUACCCCAGGGAGCUCUGCGACAAGAUAGCCUCCAUAACCUUCGACGCGCCGCCGCGGCGGUUCCACGCCGAGAACGCCAGACCCACCAGUGGCCAGGUGCCCGAGGGCGCUCGACCCAGGGUCUCAGCGUGGGGCGAGCGGUGCUCGCUACGCCGGGCGGUGGCCAUCCGAAAUGAAGAUGCAGCGCGAGGCCGAGGGCUGGUCCUACGUCAGCGGCGGUUGGGCCUCUACCUGCACGUGGACGACGGCGUGUGCAUUGGCCCGGGCGAGCACCCCGGUGCCGCGAACAGGCUGAUGGAGCAGCUCGCCGACGAGCUGGAGCUUACGAAGGUGGUGGGCUACGAGGUGAUCAAGCGGCCCGUGAGCCUGAGGCUGCCCAAUCAGAAGAGAGUGGCCAUCGCGCAGGAGCUGGAGCGGCCGUCGAGGGCCGAGUGGGUCCACACCGACGACGCACGGUCUAUUGUGGGGUCUUGGGUAUGGGGAGCGCUGCUGAGGAGGGACUUGCUCAGCAUUCCCUCCGCCGUCUUCAAGUUCCUCGACCUGUUCCCCGAACGCUGA